AGUUCAUCGUUUCCACACGAAUUGAAUCGAUUAUUAUUAAGGUUUAGCAAUAAUGACGCUACCGGAGGCACUCCUGAAGCGCCUUGCUAAACGUGGCAUCAUACCGGAAGGUAGCAGUAAGCAAAAUACUGUCGGAACCAAUGAAACCCAUCCACCGAAAGGAACGUCCAUCGCGGAAGGUGAUUCGGACCCUGACCGCGACCGAGAUUCGGACAACUCGUCCGAACGCAGCUCGGACGAGAAUGGUGACGAUAAGGACGAUGUAGAUGAGGAUCGACGCGAAACAGAGGCCAUCAACGAAGAAAUCAUCGCCGAAGAUUACGACGAGUACGAUCAGGUCAAUCCGGAUUCGUUCGAGUAUGCGUCCAAGAAGAAAAACACCGCCGCGGUAGGUUGGACGGAAAGAAUGAAGCAGAAGAUGACCAAACGGUACGGGUACCAGUCAGUGGAUGGUUGCCAGAACAAGUACAAUAUCUAUCACCUCUGCACAAUGUACUGCGUUAAGCGGUUUGGCGAGGUAGAGUUCGAGAUCGAGAAGGAGUACGAGAAGCGCGUCAAACGGUUGCUCGAGCGAUAUCCGUUGCCGAAAAACUGGCGCAAGGAGUACGACAUUGGGUGUAAAGCGUUCUAUUUCUACAAUAAGGAUACGCGUGUGGUGUCCUGGUUGCCACCGACCCAUCCGGAUGCGAAGCUUACCAAAAGUGCUAAAUUGUUGCGCCGUGAGUUGAUGGAAGAGCAAAAACAAAAGGAAGCCGCAAGUGAAGCGACUCCUCCGACGGUCGUUGUGGAAAGUUAUCCACCGACGGCGAUAUCUGCAUCGAAACCACUGAUAGGCCCGGCAAACACAGCUAGUCAGAUGGUUCCGGCGGUUACGGGUCCGGGUGUGGAAAAUCUUAAACCACCCGUUGUAAACCCUCCGAAACGUCCGCUCAAACAACCGGGCGGCAGGGAUGAGGAGAAACGGUCACGAACGUUCUCGUCUGGGAAUGAACCUGGCACUGUUGGUGAUGCGACAAUAUCCGAGACAGAGCGAGAUCGCGACUAUCGCGACCGCAACCGAGAUAGACGUGAUCGUGAUCGAAGAGGUGAUCGUGAUCGUAGUCCAGCUAGAGGUGAAGACAAUCGUUUUGGAUCACGCGAUCGGAACCGCGAGCGUGACCGGGACCGUGAGUACCAUCAUCGUGAUCGUCGUCCGCCACGUGGGCCACCAAAAUCGGCACCGCUCGACCCAAUGGAUCCGGCCGCAUAUUCCGAUAUACCGCGUGGCACUUGGUCGGCAGGCCUGGAAACGGCCUCAUCCGCUGCCGGCAAAGGAAAGGAAAAGGACGAACGUAAAACCAAACAGACGAAACAAGACGAUCAAGACGGAGCGGACGAUGAUGAGGAGGGUGCGCAUGAGGUGCUUAAAAUUUCGGCCGUUAAAGAAUUCCACCAGGAGGACGAGGAUGAUGACGAGAUGGAUUGAACGUUCAUUUACUUCCCAACGAGUUUGCACUAUCCAUUUAUUUGUAACGAUACACCCGGGGUGUGGAGGAGCCUGUGUAAGCCUGGUUUUUUUUUUCUGUUUUCCAUUUCGAGGCAGAAUUUUGUUUGAAAUCUAUCUAUUGGCCGGGGGAUUCUUAAAAGCAGUCUGCUCUCUUUUCCCUACUUGCUUCCUUUGGAUGCAUGUGUCGGUGAUUUGCACUGAUUUUUUUUUUUCGUGUUGUAGUUUAAUAAUACAGCUAUAGUCUACGGUUUGAUCCACACUGCAUUUAAAUUUGUGGAAAUAUAACUUUUCCAUUUGCACAAAGAAACAGAUUUGCCAUUGCAUCGGAACAACGUUUUGCACCACACAGAAUCAUUUAAUUACAACACCAAUUUUAUUGGUUUGUAACUAAUGCAUCCUUUACUCGCAAAACGGCCAGAAUCGCGUUCCGUUUCCUGCGUUAAUGCUAACAAAAAUUAAAAAAAACUGCGCAAACCAGUAGCGUUUGCACAUCUUUAUGGCGAAUUGUUCCCUUCAUUAUCCCAGGAUCUUAAUUUAACAUAUCGCAAUGCACGCGUUAUCAACGCAUUCUAGCGUACCGCAUCUUAAUGUUAGAAGAAUUUGCGCGCUGUAACAAGAUAAUACAAUAUUAGCAGACGGUUACACACGGCUAAACUAAUUUGUAAGGUCGUCGACAAGUGGUGUAAAAAUAAAAUCAACAAGUGUACCAUUACAUGCUAGAGCGGGUUUCGUUGCACAAGUUAUUGCAAUCUUAAGUGGUAGCGCGGCACCGGUCACUGACUUGUCAAGAUCGGUACCAUAUCGCAUUCGGACUGUUCCCUUCGUAGGCCCGUCGACUACCCGAGGGACUACGUGGUAAAGAUGAGUCCAGUUAGUCAGAAAUGGCCAAGCACGACGUAACGGGUCGUUGCAUCUAAAAGAAGUCAGAAGGUGCGUGAAUGACUGAUAGGCUGCUUUUAAACAAUUUGUUAUCGUCCAUAUUCCAGCAGCCCUGAAAUGCUGAAUAAAAGGAAGAACAGAGUCCUCAUUCAUCCGUUCGAUUGCUAAUGAAUGUUUCUAGCAAACUACUUCCACCACUUUGACAUUUUUUGUCGCUGAAAUCGAAACAAAUCGUGAACAAAUUAGUACUCUAAA
Anopheles moucheti is the source of this 2620-nucleotide messenger RNA. It is a transcript of the gene PQBP1, whose product is annotated as mediator of RNA polymerase II transcription subunit 1.1. Lineage: Eukaryota; Metazoa; Arthropoda; Insecta; Diptera; Culicidae. The record is from RefSeq and is a predicted model, not a curated record. Gene Ontology annotation, molecular function: protein binding. Bases 53 to 1465 code for a protein of 470 amino acids. The transcript is spliced from 2 exons.